Molecule: messenger RNA, 1093 nt
Organism: Cucurbita maxima (winter squash)
Lineage: Eukaryota; Viridiplantae; Streptophyta; Magnoliopsida; Cucurbitales; Cucurbitaceae
Product: probable carboxylesterase 2
Exons: 1
Coding region: 20-1000 (326 amino acids)
Molecular function (GO): hydrolase activity
Source: RefSeq, a predicted model, not a curated record
CCCCUGGUAUCCUUCUUUCAUGGAAUCCGGCGAACCAGAAACAGCCUUCGAGUUACUCCCACUUCUUCGCGUCUACAAGAACGGACGAAUUGAGCGCCUCAUCGGCACUGAUUUCGUUCCACCGGGGACCGACCCUCUCACCGGCGUCACAUCCAAAGACGUAACAAUAUUCCCGGAAUCCGGCGUCUCCGCCAGACUCUUCCUCCCAAACCUCACUCACUCGACUCAACGCCUUCCCCUCGUAGUCUAUUUCCACGGCGGUUGCUUCUGCACACAAUCCCCAUUCACGGCCAAGUACCACAACUACCUCAACGCCCUCACCGCCGAAGCCAGAGUCCUGGCGGUUUCCGUCGACUAUAGGAAGGCACCAGAGCAUCCCGUUCCCACCGCCUACGAAGAUUCAUGGGCUGCCCUUCAAUGGGCCAUUUCACAUUGUGAGGGGAAAGGACCUGAGGUUUGGUUGAACAAACAUGCAGAUUUCAGAAGGCUGUUUCUGGCCGGAGCUAGUGCCGGUGCCAACAUCGCCCACAACCUGGCGAUGUUGGACGGCGAACCUGAUUACGGGGAGAACAUGGAGCUUGUUGGGGUUGCUUUGGAGCAUCCAUAUUUCUGGGGAAGUGUGAGAACUGCUAAGGAGGCAGAGGAUCCACUGAGGACGACGUUGUUUGAUCGGCUGUGGGGGUUUAUUUGUCCAGCGAGACCGGAGAACGAUGAUCCAUGGGUGAAUCCUGUGGCUGAGGGGGCAGCGAGGCUGGCUGGGAUGGGAAGUGGGAGGGUUCUGGUUUGUGUGGCGGAAAAGGAUGUGCUGAGAGACAGAGGAAGGCAUUACUAUGAGGCGUUGGCGGGCAGUGGGUGGUUGGGGGUGGCAGAGAUUGUGGAAACAGAGGAUGAGGAUCAUUUGUUUCAUUUGAAUGAUUUGGAAGGUCAGAAGGCUAAGGAUUUGAUCCGAAGGCUGGGGGCUUUCUUCAACAGAGACAUGCCCCAUUCACUGCUGCGUUGAGUCUGGUCUUCUAUUUCUAAGGCUAAUAUUUCCAAGAAACCAAAUUUGUAAUUUUUGUUAAAGUUAUGCAGAGUUCAGAGACCACAUUUGAUA